GCUCUCGCGCCGCUCCCCUCCCGCCCGGGCAUUUGCAUGUCCCGCGAUUGUGGCCAAUCAGGGCUCGUCUCUCCCGAAGCGGAUGGCUUUUGCCUGAGAGGAAAGGGAGUGGCUGGCGGCGCAUGCGCCGGGUGGCCGACUCGAACCGAGGCUUUUAUUGCUGUAGUUUAUUUCCACCCCCUUCCCUCCUGUUCUCUCCCUCUCUUUCUUUUUUUUUCCGCCCUCGCUGGGGCUGUGUUGGAGGAGAGGAAGAAAGAGAGACAGAGGAUUGCGUUGAUCUCUUACGUUCCUGGAAUUUGUUAUCAGCAAGACUAGCUAAGCUGUUGCACCUUUUUCAAUCCUGAAAAAAAUAAAAUACCAACUCUCUUUUUUUGGCAUUUUUUUGCUUUAAAGCUGCCCUCUUGAAAUUAUUUUUUUCCCAGGAGAGAGAUGUCUUAUCAGGGGAAGAAAAAUAUUCCACGCAUCACGAGCGAUCGUCUUCUGAUCAAAGGAGGUAAAAUCGUUAAUGAUGACCAGUCAUUCUAUGCAGACAUAUACAUGGAAGAUGGGUUGAUCAAGCAAAUAGGAGAAAACCUGAUUGUGCCAGGAGGGGUCAAGACCAUCGAGGCCCAUUCCAGGAUGGUGAUUCCCGGAGGGAUCGACGUCCAUACCCGCUUCCAGAUGCCUGACCAGGGAAUGACUUCUGCUGAUGACUUCUUUCAAGGCACCAAGGCAGCUCUGGCUGGUGGGACCACCAUGAUCAUUGACCAUGUCGUGCCAGAGCCUGGGACAAGCCUGCUGGCUGCCUUCGACCAGUGGAGGGAAUGGGCCGACAGCAAGUCCUGCUGUGACUACUCUCUGCACGUGGACAUCACCGAGUGGCACAAGGGCAUCCAAGAGGAGAUGGAGGCCCUGGUGAAGGAUCAUGGGGUAAAUUCCUUCCUCGUGUACAUGGCUUUCAAAGAUCGCUUCCAGCUGACGGAUUCCCAGAUCUAUGAAGUCCUGAGCGUGAUCCGGGACAUUGGUGCCAUCGCCCAAGUCCACGCAGAGAACGGCGACAUCAUUGCGGAGGAGCAGCAGCGGAUCCUGGACCUGGGCAUCACGGGCCCUGAGGGACACGUGCUGAGCCGGCCUGAGGAGGUCGAGGCUGAAGCCGUGAAUCGUUCGAUUACCAUCGCCAACCAGACCAACUGCCCCCUGUACAUCACCAAAGUGAUGAGCAAGAGCGCGGCUGAAGUCAUCGCCCAGGCCCGGAAAAAGGGAACUGUGGUGUACGGCGAGCCCGUCACCGCCAGCCUGGGGACUGAUGGCUCCCACUACUGGAGCAAGAACUGGGCCAAGGCCGCUGCUUUUGUCACCUCCCCACCCCUGAGCCCUGACCCGACCACUCCGGACUUUCUGAACUCCUUGCUGUCCUGUGGAGAUCUCCAGGUCACUGGCAGUGCCCAUUGUACUUUCAACACUGCCCAGAAGGCGGUCGGAAAGGACAACUUCACCCUGAUCCCCGAAGGCACCAAUGGCACUGAGGAGCGGAUGUCCGUCGUCUGGGAUAAGGCUGUGGUCACUGGGAAGAUGGAUGAGAACCAGUUUGUGGCCGUGACCAGCACCAACGCAGCCAAAGUCUUCAACCUUUACCCCCGGAAAGGCCGCAUUGCUGUGGGAUCCGAUGCUGACCUGGUCAUCUGGGACCCCGACAGCGUUAAAACCAUCUCUGCCAAGACCCACAACAGUGCUCUCGAGUACAACAUCUUUGAAGGCAUGGAGUGCCGUGGCUCUCCGCUGGUGGUCAUCAGCCAGGGGAAGAUUGUCCUGGAAGAUGGCACCCUUCAUGUCACCGAAGGCUCUGGGCGCUACAUCCCCCGGAAGCCCUUCCCUGAUUUUGUUUACAAGCGUAUCAAGGCAAGGAGCAGGCUGGCGGAGCUGAGAGGGGUUCCCCGUGGCCUGUACGAUGGGCCUGUGUGCGAGGUGUCUGUGACACCCAAGACAGUCACUCCAGCCUCGUCGGCUAAGACGUCUCCGGCCAAGCAGCAGGCCCCACCUGUCCGGAACCUGCACCAGUCUGGAUUCAGCUUGUCUGGUGCUCAGAUUGACGACAACAUCCCCCGUCGCACCACCCAGCGCAUCGUGGCGCCCCCUGGGGGCCGUGCCAACAUCACCAGCCUGGGCUAGAGUUCCAGGGCCCAUUCCACUGGGGGGUAGGGGUUGGGGGAUGGGACACCUGAGGACAUUCUGAGACUUCCUUCCUUCCUUCCUUUUUUUUUUUUUUAAAGAGCCUGUGAUAGUUACUGUGGGGCAGCCAGUUCACGGGGCUCCCUCUUGGGCCUCACACUCCGUCCCUCACCCGGAGUCACUGACUUUGCUCACCCACUUCUCUACACAUCUACAAACAUCACACCACAUCUACCCACCAGCCCCGUACAGGGGACUGCAUCCAACACUCAGACAUGCGAAACAGAGCAAAUCACCAUGAGGGUGUUUCUCAUCUCCAACCUCUGUUGUAUUUAUCAUCUUCCUUUUCAUUGGGAGGGAAGAUAAAGUGAAUUGCCCAGA
Molecule: messenger RNA, 2529 nt
Organism: Myotis lucifugus (little brown bat)
Lineage: Eukaryota; Metazoa; Chordata; Mammalia; Chiroptera; Vespertilionidae
Product: dihydropyrimidinase-related protein 2
Exons: 14
Coding region: 430-2148 (572 amino acids)
Cellular component (GO): cytosol; cytoplasm
Molecular function (GO): hydrolase activity, acting on carbon-nitrogen (but not peptide) bonds, in cyclic amides
Source: RefSeq, a predicted model, not a curated record